GGGAUACUGACACCGAGACAGCCGACACCGGGGUACGGACACCGCCGCCUCCAGCAUCACCGUCACCAUAAUCAUAACAACAACAGGCCGAGCGCUGCCUGCACCCCCUCCCCCAGUGACGGCCAUACCGAGACCCCCCAAUAACCAGGGAUAGCUCGUGACAGCCUUCCCUGGAGACACCCCCUGAUUGAGCUCUGCCUGGGGACCUCCAGCUAUCAGCGACAAUUUGUGACCGGGUUCUGCCUGGAGACCCCCAAUAAGCCGGGAUAGCUUGUGACAGCCCUGCACAUCCAGUGAACCCUCUCCAUUACUGAGCCCUCAAACAUGGAGCAGCUGCACAGCAACCUCCAGGUCCUGCUCCAAGCAGCGGAGUACGUGGAGCGGAGAGAGAGAGAAGCUGAACAUGGAUAUGCUUCUAUUCUACCAUGUGACGCCUCUACUCCUGGGAGAAGGAAACGGCAGAGGACGAACAGCAGUCCAGAUAGUGUCAGGUCUGUCCACAACGAGCUAGAGAAACACAGGAGAGCUCAGCUACGGAGGUGUUUGGAGCAGUUGAAGCAGCAAGUUCCACUCAGUGUGGACACAUCUCGGCACACAACGCUCAGCCUUCUGCACAGAGCCAAGCAGCACAUCAAGAAAUUGGAAGACCAGGAGUUAUCUGCAAAGAAACAAAAAGAAAAGCUGAAAUCAGAACAACAGAAACUCCGCCAGAGGUUAAAACUACUUCUUCCACCCACCAAUACUGAGCGUCUCCGAACAGACAGCCUGGACUCUUCAGUCUUGUCUUCCGAGCGCUCUGACUCUGACCAAGAAGAUUUGGAGGUAGACGUUGAGGGGAUUAUUCUCAGUGGGAACGAGGGUGACCUCUUUGUUUCGUUCAGUGCUGGCACAGAACACAGCUACUCUACUCCUGCUCAUGCAUGGCUAUGACAACAGAGGAAGAGCACAGACUUAAUACAGCAACUGAAAGCAGUUUUCAUGGCUAUGCCAGGAAAAAACAAAAAAGACGUGCAUUAUGACUUCAUACAUCACUCAAUGAUGUAGUCCUUUAUAUUUUAUGUGUAUCUCUUUUAGUUUUUAAACCACAGUGGAUUCUCCUGAAACUGAACUACUACUUCUCUUAAAUUUUCCCAAUAUGUUAUUUUCGUAAGAAACAAAAAAGCAGGUUUUAAUAUUGGAUUCCUACAUUUAUUUUUAGAUGAUGGGCUGGUGCAAUGGUGAGGACUGACCUGCUUUUGUCCAUACCGAACACAUAUUCUUGGGAUUUUAUUUAUUUAUUUUUUCCCUUCCUCCUUCUGUAAAGCUGUAUAACUGCACUGAUUGUCCAUGGUCUCUUCACUCCAGUAAAUGGUGAAAGAAAAGAAAAAAACUUCAGAACAAAAUCCAGGCCUUGUAAUAAAUGAUAGGUUAGGUAACAUGAGCUACAUUUACCCUGUUAUUUUAAGUGGCAACUCUUCACUCUAAUUUGUGCAUUGUAUAUUUUGCACAGGACCCAUGUGAUAUAUUUUGGGGUGUUUGGAAAUAAAAUGGCGCUGAUGCCCAGUAUUGAGCACUAAGCCGGUUUCUAGUUUGACCCCAGUUGUCCUAUUCAUUGUAUUUCAUUGAAAUAUUAAUUUAGGCUAGGGUCUCCACCAGUGAUUGAUUCCCUGUGCACUAGCUGUGUGGAAGAUUGCAUUUAGCUAAUUGUGCACUUGAUGGGGAAAAAAACAAAACUACAUUGUUUAUUUUAAGAUGGCACUUAUGUUAUAUGAAGUUUGACGUGUCACAAACUCAUUCUCUGCAAAGUUCUAUGCAAAAAAAAAAAACUCCCCUAAACUUUUGUGUUCUAGAAUUUAAUUUGUAAUUAUAGUUACAUCUAUAAUUACCUUGUCUCUGGAUAUUUACAUAGUGCAUUGCAGAUUAUUUAAUACUCUAAAGACUCUUUGUUGAAUUUUU
This is a messenger RNA of Pelobates fuscus (common spadefoot toad), 1935 nucleotides long. RefSeq names its product MAX dimerization protein 3 (gene MXD3). Gene Ontology annotation, biological process: regulation of transcription by RNA polymerase II. Lineage: Eukaryota; Metazoa; Chordata; Amphibia; Anura; Pelobatidae. The record is from RefSeq and is a predicted model, not a curated record. Gene Ontology annotation, molecular function: protein dimerization activity; RNA polymerase II cis-regulatory region sequence-specific DNA binding; DNA-binding transcription factor activity, RNA polymerase II-specific. Bases 325 to 930 code for a protein of 201 amino acids. The transcript is spliced from 6 exons.